AUUAAAGGAAGAUGACUUCUUGUGGCAAAGUAGAAAAUCCAAUUCUAUGUGCAGGGGGUUGUGGUUUUUAUGGAACUUCAAGCAAUCACAACCUUUGUUCCCAAUGUUACAAAACUUUUCUUAAAGAAGAAGCCAAGAAUAUCGUGGUUUUAUCUGAAAAGAUAUCAUCUCUUACUUUUCAUGAAGGUACAACGACUGAGAAUGUUGAUUCGACAAUGAAGAUUAAGCAAAGAUGCAUGACUUGCAAGAAGAAAGUUGGAUUAAUAGGAUUUAGUUGUCGAUGUGAAGGAAUGUUUUGUAGUGUUCAUAAGUAUCCUGAAGAACAUUCAUGUACUUUCGAUUACAAGUCUUUUGGUCGUGUGACUUUGGCUAAGGAAAAUCCUCCAUGUAGACAUGAUAAACUUGAGAAUAGGAUCUAAGGACAUUGU
Solanum tuberosum (potato) is the source of this 428-nucleotide messenger RNA. Its product is annotated as putative zinc finger A20 and AN1 domain-containing stress-associated protein 8. The coding region runs from base 12 to 419 and encodes 135 amino acids. The record is from RefSeq and is a predicted model, not a curated record. Gene Ontology annotation, molecular function: DNA binding; zinc ion binding. The transcript has a single exon. NCBI's taxonomy places the organism in Eukaryota, Viridiplantae, Streptophyta, Magnoliopsida, Solanales, Solanaceae.